Molecule: messenger RNA, 1830 nt
Organism: Vicia villosa (hairy vetch)
Lineage: Eukaryota; Viridiplantae; Streptophyta; Magnoliopsida; Fabales; Fabaceae
Exons: 1
Coding region: 1-1830 (609 amino acids)
Molecular function (GO): RNA binding
Source: RefSeq, a predicted model, not a curated record
AUGGGUUCGGAAUGGCAGGUUGUGAGGAGAAGGGGCCUUAGAAAUCAAGUUAACUUCUGGGAGGUUUUUCCGAAGAAUGGAAGGAAGAUUGGAAGUGUGAAGCAAAAUCUCUCGUCGGUUUACUUCUCUGAAUUUCCAGAUUCAUCGUCUGCUGAAGACAUCUUUGGCUUGUUUGGGUGCAUUGGGAACAUAGUUGAAGUGGUGAUUUCUCCUAGGCGUAACAAGUACGGAAAAAGGUUUGGUUUUGCUAGGUUUGUGGAGGUGGAGGAUUUGCAGAGAUUGGCGAUUAAGCUGGACAAUGUCAUGAUUGAGGGGAAGAAAAUACAUGCAAACCCGCCCAGAUUUGAACGCGGAGGUGGUUUUGAGGGUAUAGGCAACAAGGGAGAUGUGGUGAAGAAAGCUGUUUUUCAUCAGAAGGGGGGCAUGUUCAGGAGUGAGGCUGUGAGAACAGGUGGUUUGGUUCAGAGAAGUUCUGGUUGUAAAUCUUUUGCCGAAGCGGUAGCUAACAAUGGUGGCUAUUCCUCUUCGGUUCCGGCUCCUCGUUUGGUGUUUUCGACGAAAGAGGAUAUGGUCUCAAGGUUUAAGAAGGCUUUUACAGGGGAAGUUAUACACUUUGGAUCUACCUAUAAUAUGCAAUCUACCUUUGAAUUGGAAGGAUAUUUUCAAAUCAAGGUAUCUCCUUUGGGCCCUAAUCUAUGUUUGUUAGAAGGAGUGGAGGAUGGUGAGAUUGAGGACUUGAUAAAUGGCGGAUCCAGUUGGUGGAAACAAUGGUUUUCUUCAAUAAGGCCAUGGAAGGAGUCUGAUAUAGAUAGGGAGAUGGCUUUGUGGAUCCGAGUACAGGGUAUUCCGUGCCACGCUAUGAACUAUGAUUUCUUUGAACUAGUGGGUAACUCUAUUGGCUCUUUCAUUUGUUCCGAUGCUGUCUCUGAGAUCCGUCUGGAUGUGGUGAGGAUCAUGGAAGACAAUCCAGGCUAUUUCAAAAGAGAAGGAGAGAAGGGGAAGAAUGCUCAGGUGGUUUGCUCUUCAAGUUCGGAUGAGUGUUGGUCGGGAGAAGAGAGCAACGCAGGUGAAGAAGACUGCAGCGCCGGAGAAGAUUGCAGUGCCGGUGUUGAUUUGCCAGCAGAGUUAUCUGGAUCGGGGAGGUCGAAGGAAAAUGACGAAGAUGAACCGUUGGAAGAUGGCGAAGUGGGCCAGAUGCUUUAUCCUCUGGUUAAAAACAAUCCCUUUAUCCUUCAGUCAGUUUCUCUUGAGAAUUGUGAGGGACGUUUUGACAAUGCAGUGGAAAAUAGUAAACUUUUGACGUGUAACGAUGGUAGUGGGGGAAGUUCAGCAGACCCUAUAUCCGCUUUUUCAGCCUCUAUAGAGUCCAAUGUGCCUAGUACGGAAGAGGUAUUAUAUGCUAGCAGGUUAGGCCUCAGAUCUUGUAGAAGGAAGAAGUUGAAAAGUGUAAAAUUUAAAAAGUUUUCUGAACUGGUGGGGCCCUCAUAUAAUAAAAAAGUCAAAAUUAAAAAUAGGAAUAAAGAGGAGGAUUCUGGAGGUAAUCCGAAUAAUGCUGUUUCCAGUAGUAGUUCAAAGGGGUUUCAAGGAGGAGAUAGUAAUGGGAGCAUUUUUUAUGGCUGCCAGUCUGAGAAUUCAAAUAUUUUGAGGAGUAAUUUUAGGAUUCAGAAUUUCUUGAAUUCAUACACAGGGGAUAAAUUACUCUUGGCUAUUUCCAAUCUGGGUGUGGUGGUGGAGGAAACAAAGUUGGAUUAUAAAAAAAAGUUAGAGGAAAUGGAGUUAAAGGAUAGAAUUAGAAAAGAAGGAGGGAAGGUGUCUAAUUUCAAGUUUUGA